AUGGAACUCGCAGGCUAUGCCUUCAAGAAGCCUCCAGCGAAGCAGAAGCUCGAGGCCCAGUGCCACCUGACCUACCUCUGCGACGAGGGCAGUGAUGCGAGCGCUGGCCCUGCUCGCCGUAAACGCGGCGGCGGCGGCCGUGGCGGCGGCCGUGGCGGCGGCAGCGACUACGACUACGACUGGGGCUCCAGCGUCUGA
Durusdinium trenchii is the source of this 198-nucleotide messenger RNA. Lineage: Eukaryota; Dinophyceae; Suessiales; Symbiodiniaceae. The record is from the annotation of a GenBank genome assembly.